Molecule: messenger RNA, 1440 nt
Organism: Trichomycterus rosablanca
Lineage: Eukaryota; Metazoa; Chordata; Actinopteri; Siluriformes; Trichomycteridae
Gene: myclb
Product: MYCL proto-oncogene, bHLH transcription factor b
Exons: 2
Coding region: 1-1203 (400 amino acids)
Biological process (GO): regulation of transcription by RNA polymerase II
Molecular function (GO): protein dimerization activity; DNA-binding transcription factor activity, RNA polymerase II-specific; RNA polymerase II cis-regulatory region sequence-specific DNA binding
Source: RefSeq, a predicted model, not a curated record
AUGCCAGAAAUCAGUGCGAGUCCGCCGCCUUUUACUUACUGUGAUAUGGAGGACCUUGAUCAGUACCAGCACUACUUCUACGAUGACCUCGAUCUGGACGAGGAUUUUUUCAAAUCUACAGCACCCAGUGAGGACAUCUGGAAGAAGUUUGAACUUGUUCCCACGCCUCCCAUGUCUCCUGUGAGGAGGCUGGAUGAAACCGCUGGAUCUGUGGGUCUGUCACUGGGGGACAAGCUCGAGUGGGUCUCCCAUGUUCUCGGACAGGAUGAUGAAGAUGAGGCACAGUGCAACCUGAGCUCGAUUAUCAUACAGGACUGCAUGUGGAGUGGCUUUUCUGCCAGUCAGCGCUUUGAGAAGGCUGUGGGUGAACACAUCUCAUGCCAGAGUCAGGCCAAGAUGCCUUUUGUACCCCAGAUCGGCGUGAUCACCCCUGGAAAGAAUCAGUGCGGCCACACCGAGCUGUCAUCUUUAAGCAGCUCCGUGUCCGACUGUGUUGAUCCGGCGGCUGUACUGACCUUCCCAUUGAGCGGCUGCAAGAAGCAGGUGUCGUCUGGCUCAGAGUCACAUACUGACUCAUCUGAUGAUGAAGAGAUUGACGUAGUAACUGUGGAUCACAAACGCGGCAAGUCUCGACCAGUCAACUCGCGCAAACCAGUCACCAUCACCGUCCGUGCCGAUCCACAUGACCUGGGAACCAAGCGCUUUCACAUCUCUAUUCACCAGCAGCAGCACAACUAUGCCGCCCCCUCUCCGGACUUAGACCCGCCUCGCAAGAAGAUCCGCCAGGAAAACUCCCAACCCGGGCCAGUAUCCACAUCCCACACAGUAGACAACAAACCCCAACCUCCUGUUCCUGCCGUCACUAUUCCAGCACCUUCCACAACUCGCUCACAGUCUUCUGCAUCAUCCCACCCGGCCAGCCCUCAAAGCUCUGACAGUGAAGACAUGGACAGGCGAAAGAACCACAACUUUUUGGAGCGGAAAAGACGCAACGAUCUGCGCUCGCGAUUCCUGGCCUUAAGAGACGAGAUUCCUGGACUGAUAGAGUGUCCAAAGACACCGAAGGUAGUCAUCCUGACCAAGGCAACAGAGUAUCUGCAUGCACUUCAUUUAUCUGAGAAGCAAAAAACUCAGGAGAAGAAGCAGCUCCGAAUUAAACAACAACAGCUACUGAGGAAGCUAGCGGAACUCAAACGUUCAUAAAACAAGUCACUACAAGGCCGGUCAUUAACUGUUCAGAGAGGCCUUGGUUGAAAAUGAAGCAUAGAUGCAUGUACUUUUUGAUCUGUUCUUUCACUUUUUUGCACAUUUAAUUCUGGAGGGAUGCUGAUCAGGUGGCCAUUGGCUUUAUAUAUAAACUUUUUGAUAUAAAAGUUUCCCAAAGAAGGUCCUGCUGAUUUUUCUGCCCUGCUGAAAGAAAAUGACCUGAGAUGGACCCAA